GGAGUCCAGUAGAGCGCAUGCGCAGUAGGAGAUGAAGCUUCUCCGCUUUCUUUUCGGCAGCUGGCGUGAGGUUCUGGAAUUCCAACAUGGCAGUAGAUGUGGUCAGUAUUUCUAUGGUGGUCAGUCUCUCCAGCCCUGACUUGGAAGCAUUCCAGAACAUCACCGACUCGGAGUAGCCCUCAUCCCCCGUUCUCAGCAGCACAGCUGUACGCUGUCGCCGUUCUCCGGCGCCAAACAGUUUGGGGUUCCUGUCCGCUCAAAACACUAUUUAUUUGCACGUGGUGCGUGUCCUUCAUCUUAACCUCCUGGAAAGUCUUUCUCUACGCUUUUUGGAAAUCACUGAACCUUUCACUCCUUUCUGUCUCUCUCAAUCACCUUGCUGAUGUCAAGCAAUAUGAUCAGCGGUGUAUAUGGCGUGACCAUGCAGUGGAGCCCUGAGCAGUCCCAGUGGGCGGAGCAACACUAUGACAUCACCUCCACCACUCGUUCACCAGGGCAUAAGAUCGAAGCACUUAGGGAUCCAAGGCUAACAGGUUCGACCUCAGCUGCAGCAUAUCAACAUUCGUGGGCAAACGAUGACAUUUCAGCUCUGACCGCUUCUAACCUGCUCAAGAGGUAUGCAGAGAGAUAUUCUGCCAUUCUGGAUCUACCCUGUGAGAGUGGACUUAUGGGAUAUCCAGACACAGCCAUUUCCGUUAGCGUUAGGGGACCUGGUGUUGUGAAUAAUGGGCCGCCCCUUCUUAAUGGCCGGAAGGUGGAGGCAGAGCCUUGGCUGGAGAGUGUCUACCCUCCGUUAGGUUGCGUCCCUGAGCUUCUUCCCAAAGCACCACUCAGUGUGACGGAUAUGUCUGUCAGUGCGUGUAACUCACCGGUUAUAGGCAGCGGGAGUCUUCCGGAGCCUUGUUUCUCCAGCAUCAGUUGUAACGGUCAGACUGGGAAUCAGGAGUACAGCAGCACUCCCUACAGCACUCCCUUCCUGCAGCCUGUAGGCACUUACGGUGGCUCUCUUUUCCACCCUACCCCUUCCCAUGCCAGUCUGGUAUCAACCUACAAUGCUAACACCUCACCAAACCUAGCUGCAUACAGUUACCCUAACACACGUUACCCCUCACAGGCCAUUCUUCCUGCUGGCUACAGUCCUCCCCCUCCACCUUCAACGUACCUACCUGCAGGUAUAACUCCUCCUAACCCUCUUCCAGCUGUGGCAUACUCAUACCCAGCCACCAGUGUCUCUGAAAGUGAUGCCCCAAGUGCUAGCAGCCUUUCAAAAUCAUAUUACCCAUCAACUCAAAGCGAGAUUGGAGUGUUUGAGGAGUUUGAUUUUGGCGGCAACUCUAAUUCAGACUCUAGGUCUGAAGGCAGCCCCCUAUACAGACCUUCAGGAGACGAAGCGGUGGACAAGCAAAAUGGGUUCAACCGAUCGGCUGAUGUAACAUCUUCAUCCUUCAAGCCAGCUAAUCAUGGAGACUCUUUAAGAAGCUUGGAGACUCUCACGGUAGCUAUGAGCGGACGGAACAAUGGUACAUCCGGACAACACUUCCCAUCUACCUCAUCAUCUGUUGUCACUUCUCAUCAACAUCUCUGCCUUGACACAAACACACCUUGAGCGGUUGUGCUCACACUCAACCAGAAGUGCUUGAGCUGAUGAAGUGUGAGUGCUCCCCCUAGUGGAUUGGAGGUAGAGGGACUGGCUCAAAGCCAUAGUGUUAGGGUUCGAUGCAAGGGCCUCAAAAUACAGGUGCAGCAGGGUAAUUCUGCCCAGGAGGUCUCUACAUUGGACAGGAGGAGAUUAGUUUCUCCAUUCUGGAAAGAGGACAAUGAUGUUUAUGCACCUCCAAGCUGAGCUUAACAGGUCAUUGUGAGACACUGACCUCCUCACUCUGAUAGGAAUGGACAGACCAAUAUAUCCUCCAUGACGGACACAUAUAUCUGAGAGGGAUGGAAAGAGUUUGCGCCUUCAUUCCGAUAGAUAGGAGAGUACAUCAAGCGAAUUUAUAUGUCUAAUGGAUGUGUUGUGGCUGCAUUGGGGACAAGGAGUAACGGUAACAGAUGUGGUGAUUGGACACUAGCUUCGGUUGACCAUAUUGCCAUGGUGUACAUUCUGAGUGUGUGUGUGUUUGUGGCCUUGUAAUGGUUAUUUAUGUGGUGAGCUUUAAUAGUAAAUCCUGUUGCCCUUUUUCCACAAGAGAACUGACAAAUCCUGAUUGUUUAAAGAAUCCAUGUGUGAGUUUGAGUGUGAGAGAUAGAUAAAACCUCAGGAAAGUGUCUGUCAGAUAAAUGGCAUAUGCCUGUGUGUCUAACAGAGAAGAAGAGGGCGUUUUCACAUACCGUUCUUAGGAAAAACCCAAUUCAGUUGACUUGAAACCAGGUGGUCCAAAGCAAAAUGUUUUUUGUCUGUUGAUAAGUUUGUAUGCACUUUUGCUGCAUUUUAAGAGAGGAUACAAGAUCAUUCUAUGAAAAAUUAUGCAAAAAGUCUUUGCAGUUCUUUAGGUUCUUAAAACUGCUGCGUGUAGUUUUUUUUUCCAGUGAGAAAUUACAUUCUCCUUUUAAUAUGCAGAGAUAAGAGUCAGUUAUUUAUAUGUUUACUUACCAAAAAAUGUAAACACUGCGGUUCCGUGGCACUUUGUUUGAGUGUCCCAACUGAUCAACACUGGCUUAACGAUUGGUGUGUAUUUGGCGGCGGAACUUUCAUUUGUCCGACCAAUGUCAAGUGGAGGGGAAUGUUUGAAUUAAAAAUCAUUAUUUUUAUAAUUCCAAACAAAAUUCCAAACUGCAGCUUUAAAACGUGCUGUUUGAUUCAAAAUGUGUAGUAGAUAACAGUAAUUAUCAGUCACAGUGCUGUUCUGUGUUUUCCUCCAAUUUCUGUUGUUGUCUCAAAAAAUGUUGUAGACUAUCUUGAAAAAUAAGCAUACUGAGUGAAACAUUACUGCAGACAUAAAAACAAAUGGAAUUCAGACUAUUCCGGCCACUUCCUUAGACCGUCUUGGCCUGCAUGGCCACCAAAAAUAAAACAUAGCCUUAAGGGCCAAGUGUGAAAAUGCUCAGCGAGAAGGAGAGCACAUGACUUUGCAUGUUUGUCUUCACUUAAAGUUUUGUGCAUUUUUAAAAAUAGUGUUGAGUUUACUUUAUCCCAAGCACUGGAAAAAGGUUUGGCUGACCUCACUACAAAUCUUUCUGUUUACUUCCUUUUCCUUCUUUGUGAACCCCACCAAAGGGAAUUAAGAUAUUAUAUUUAUUUAUGAAAGUCAAUCACCAAAGCAGCUGAGUGGGAGCCAAAUGACAAGGAAAUGUUCAGCCAAAAUCACUCCCUCUGUGUGAAUACUUUUUUUGUCAGUUUUAUUUCUGUUCAGUUUCAUUGCAGGAGGGUGAAUUGGCUUUGUGGAAGGACAAAUGGAAGGAAUUCAUUGAAAAGGCUGCUUAAAGAUCCAUCAGGUCAAAAUUGAAUUGUGAAUUGAACCAAAUCGGCUGAACUGAACGAACAAACCUCAAUCAUGAUGAUGAAUCGCACUCAGCAAUGGAGCGCAUCAUUGUUUCGGUGAUAUUACUGUGUUAUCACAUGCUCAGUCUGUUCAUAACUUUCCUGUUGACAGCAAACUUUAAAACUAAAAUGUGAGAGUUAUUUAAGUUAUUGUAUAGUUUUCAAAUGAUUAGGACAUACAGUUAACAAUUUUCCUUACACAACUACACACAUUUAUCAUUGUCUAGAUAAAAGCACAGGCAGUCUUUAACCGUUUUUUUUUUUCAGCUGUUUGCCAAAAGUGCCGUUUAUAUUUCUUUAUUUUUAAAGAGAAAUGUUUUCUUCCACAUCACGUGUUUUUUUUUUUUUUUUCGUUUUCGUGUUUUAUUCUCUCUGCAGCUUUUCUGUUUUUGUUUUGAUCAUUUUGAAAUUUAGGAGAAUUAUUAAAUUAUCAAUAUCACAUCAGUUCUUGAUCUGUCGUUUUAUUAAAAGGUCUGUAGCAUUCUAUGCAAAACUCUGUUCCUAAACCUAGUGAGCACACACUUGACACGGCGGCUAUUCUGAGCUAUGUAUUUUUUUGUGGUUAUGAAGUUGUGGAAGUUGUUAGCUUAGCAGCAUGCUAACAUCACUAUCUGUGUUAGUUGAGUCUCUUUACAUUCCGACUCUGAGUGUUUCUGAUGAGUCAUUUGAGGUUCCAUAAUUAUUAGGAUGUUGCCUAUGUAGGCAGCCAGGCUUCUCACUAGGAUUUGGAACAGAGAUAUUUGUCCACAACUUUCCAACAAAAGAUUUGACUGUAAUUAAAAAAAAUGUUGUAAGAAUCCUUAAGAUAAACCCAAACCCCUCUUAUUCUGUAAUUUUUUUAACUAUAUGUCUACAGAAUGUGAUGUAAACAAACUGAAGUAAUGGGUUCUCAAAUUAUCUUUGCAUAGAGCAGAAAUGAAAAUAUGAGACAUAGAAUGAGAGAAUGUUGAAAACUGUACAUCAUAAGCAUAUCAUAAAGUUUAUUACCACUUUUACAUCCAUAAACAAAAAACCUUGGCCAGAAACCUCUGAAAUCCUGUAGUGUUUGCAGUAAUGGUGCACUAAACUCUCUAAAGGUGAUUUGCUGUAUACACCAAGACUUUGGACAGCGGUGUUUCUGAGUGUGGUAUUUCUGAGUGCUGGGAUUGGUGUUAAAGGUGCAUUACAACCACACAUGAUGUUUCACUGUGUUAAUACCACAGUUACGUAGUGGUUAGUGACUCCUUUCUGCAUUUAAAAAUACUGCAUUUUACAGCAUAUGUUCUCAAUAUAUAAAAUACAGUUACAUUUAGAACUGAGUUGUGAGUUAUUGCAGUCAAAAAGAGAGAGCUUGUGUUGCCAUAUUUUCAAUCGACUCUAUUGUGUUUGUUUUCAUGACUUUUGGAGUAUUGUAAACAAUUUGCUAAUUAAAUAUGUUUAUCUUAA
Messenger RNA from Cyprinus carpio (common carp), 4903 nucleotides. Its product is annotated as fidgetin-like. The record is from RefSeq and is a predicted model, not a curated record. Lineage: Eukaryota; Metazoa; Chordata; Actinopteri; Cypriniformes; Cyprinidae.